This is a messenger RNA of Vespa crabro (European hornet), 2262 nucleotides long. Its product is annotated as potassium channel subfamily K member 10-like. Lineage: Eukaryota; Metazoa; Arthropoda; Insecta; Hymenoptera; Vespidae. The record is from RefSeq and is a predicted model, not a curated record. Gene Ontology annotation, molecular function: potassium ion leak channel activity. Bases 135 to 1583 code for a protein of 482 amino acids. The transcript is spliced from 5 exons. Gene Ontology annotation, biological process: stabilization of membrane potential; potassium ion transmembrane transport. Gene Ontology annotation, cellular component: membrane.
AAGUAAGGGCGCCUCUUCGUCCCAUUAAUGGGAUUAAUUGAUCCGAAAGAUUAGCGCGAAAGUUUCGUUCGACAGGUGGUCGAAAGAGCUGGAUCACGAUCGCGGCGCGUCUAUCGCUUUUCAUACUCUUUCCGAUGGACGUUCCCCUUUUCCCGGCACCGCCGGUCUUUGGUGGCGCCGCGACGUCCAUCAAUGACGUCUGUGAAGUCGCCUCGUCCGACGUGGUGACGCACCGGAAAGGAGAACGACAUGCAGCAGCCGUCACAGGGAAUGCUGCUUCAUCUUUGGAAUUUGGAAAAACUCCCGUUGUUCGCGGGAAAGGACAUCGUCGUAACCUUGUUCAUCCGAAAAGAACAACGAUUACGAAGAAGGAGGCAAGUCGACGUCACGUUAUCACAGAAUUUCGCGUAAGAAUGACCGAGCCUCGAGGUAAGAACGAAGACGAAGAGGACGAUGACGAUGACGACGACGACAACGAAGACGACGACGACGACGACGUUAUUACUUGCGCCGAUGCUUCGACCGUAACAUCGGAAGUUCCGUCUUGGUUACAAAACAGCGUGCAUCGCAAUAAAGCAACGAGAUCUGUAGCGCUACAAACGGCAAUAAGGAUACCUUUACGGCUAAGAUUCUUACCGUCUCUCGCGGAUAUCAUCGAGGAAAAUGAUCCUGCGUCUGCCAGUUCCAAAUCAUCCAUCAUUUGGAAGCAUAUAAGAUUUCUGGGACGCCUGUCGCUCUCUCAAUUCGGACUCGUCUGGUUAUUGAGCAUAUGGACAAUAGCAGGAGCCGCAGCCUUUUGCGCAACGGAAGGACCGCGCGAGCGUGAACAGGUCGUAGAAUUGAAGGAUAUGCAGAAGGAUCUGGCGGUCGGCUUAGCCACCGAAUUACGCCAGCUACGUACGAAGAAAGAGGAAGAUAUGGAGCCCGUAUGGAGUAACAAGGUGCGUCAGUAUGUUGCAAAACACGAGCAACUUCUUCUCGCAGCUGUAAACUCUGGAUAUGGCGAAGCCAACGACGGUGGUCAACUUUGGACCUUCCCCGGUUGCGUGCUCUUCGCUGUAUCGCUUAUCACCACUCUGGGUUUUGGAGCACCGGUACCUCGGACGAAUGCUGGCCGUACCGUAGCGAUUGUAUUUGCAGCCAUUGGCAUACCAGCACAUUUUCUUCUAAUAAUAAACGUCGGUAUUUUGCUAGCAGUCCGAUUGCAAAAGUAUGCCAUUAGGAAAACGUCCAAUAAGAAGGACUUACAACAGGAUCCCGCGGAUAUUUGUUGUUCACCGGCAACAGUACCUAAGUGGGUCAAACUCGUUCCCUUUGUUUGUAUCGGUGGUUAUUACAUCCUCGGGAUUUUAUGUUUCGGCAUAGCCAGAUCAAGACCAUUAGCGACGAGCGUCUUAUUCCCUUUAGAUUUCACAGCGGCAGGUGGUCUUUCGACGACGCACGGUUAUGUGCGUGUAUUUUAUGCCAUAUACUUGGAAGGUGCCGUCAUUAUAGCAGCCGUAGCAGUUGCCGUUCUUAGAGUAUCGGCCACUCAAAGUUUGACCAAUAUCGGUGUAAGAUAUGGUUUACUAACUGAGGCCUGAUCAAUGGAAAAGUAUAUUCCCUUUGAUCGAAUAUAUUUGCGCGUAUCAGACACGAAAUAUAUCCUUGACGAUUCUAUAAGAAUUCCUUUUGAUUGUCUCUAUUUCUCGAGAACCAAAGGAUGGAUACACAUCAUUAGACUCGUACACGAUGACUCGUUGAUCCUUAAUUUAUUAACAAAAACGAACAUAUUUAAUUUAUUUGUACUUUGCAAGUAUAAUCCAAGUUAAUAAAAUCUUCAUUUCUACGUCAUUACUUUUGAGAAUAGCUCCAUAUGAUUCAAAAAUUUUAUUGCUAAUUUUCUUAUGAAAAAUGUUCAUUGGUUCUACGUAGAAAUGUUAAUCGAAACAAACGCGCGCAUCAAUUUCGCGAAUCCUUUCCUUUCACAUCGCAAGUUUCUAUUGAUUUCUAUUUGAUAUUGGUUGACAGUACGACGGACUAAAAUUAUAUUCCUUGACAUGGACUAUCUAUCUAUCUAUCUAUCUAUGUAUACAUACACACACACACAUAUGUAUAUAUGCAUGCAUGCAUGUACGUGUAGAUAAAAUCGUACGAUCGUUGAAAGAAAAAGAGAGUACAAAAAAGAGAUUAUAUAGUAUACAAUUAUUAUAGUAUAUCUUUUGUACAAUUUUUAUUGCACAAGUUCGUGUGACAAUAAAGUAGUACUGAAAUCCAAUGAAA